CUAUGUGUCUUCGAGUUGAAAUAAUCAUUUAUUGCUGUCCCGAAAGAAUAAAAGAGAAAAUCGAGAAACUGAUUUGAUAAUGUCGAUAAUGCAGGAGAGGGGAAACUUCAUCAGCUGGGAGCGAAAUCUGAUGGUAUCUUACUUUGUUUACGUUUUUGAUGGAUUUUCCACCGUUUUAGCUGUGAAAAUUGCCGAAAGGAAGGUGUCUGGAGAUGGCACGUGCAGACCUGGACGUGGAUUAUCAUGCACUCUACGAGCUGUUGGUGGACAAGAACAUUGAGCACCAGACUUUUGAGGUCAUUUGCUCCACAAUCCAGAAGAAAUUCGCCAAGGCAGACUUCUUGAGGGUGGGAACUCUGCUGAUGCUUCUUCUCCGACAGGGAGACUUUCCGGGCGUAGUUCAGCGCAUCAGCACGUAUUAUCUGCUGCUGGAGUUGUUCAGGAGUGACGGACAGACUGAAUCGCCCUUCCUGAGUUUCCUCGUGGCACAAUUUGAUGCCAAGGAUGCGGCGACGGCGAAAGUGAAUGUGAUUGAGAGGAACUUCUUGGGACAAUUGCUGUCCGCCGGCACGAAGGAGCUGAGCAAACAGACUCCGCAGCAAGUGAUGCAAGCGGAGCACUUCCCUGGGUCGCAGGACAUCUUCAAUGCUCGCCAGCAGGCGCUGGAGAAGGAAAAGGAGCUGCCGGCGUCCGUGAGAGCGGGCGUGCCGAAUAUCAUCGCGGCGCCCACGACGGAGGGCGAAUCAUCCAUCCGGGAACUGCUUGAGCGACUGACAACGGCGGAUUCGCCGCUCAAGAGUCGCCUGGCGCCGAAGUUCAUGACACUGGCGCCGCCGCUUCUGCCCUGCGACGACGAGCUGGUGUGGUUCGACGCCACGAAUCCCGCCUGGCACCGGCCGAUCUACGACAUCACGAUGUGCUCGUCCACGAACCUGUGCUGGGAGGUGAAGAGGCUCCUGGCGCAGGCCUACAAGCAAGCGCUCACGAUUCCGGACCAGCAGAGACUGAGCAGCGCCCUCGAGAGAGACCCCAACAUUGUCUAUCACAUCGGCUUGACGCCCACGCAGCUGCCCAAUCUCGUGGAAUUCAACCCCAUGGUGGCCAUCGAGAUCCUGCUGAAGCUGAUGAACUCCACGCAGAUCACCGAGUACUUCAGCGUGCUGGUGAACAUGGAACUCUCCCUGCACUCGAUGGAAGUCGUGAACAGACUGACCAAUUCCGUGGAUUUGCCGUCGGAGUUCGUCCAUUUGUACAUCAGCAACUGCAUCUCCACGUGCGAGACCAUCAAGGACAAGUACAUGCAGAGCCGACUGGUGCGCCUGGUGUGUGUCUUCCUGCAGAGCCUCAUCCGGAACAGGAUAAUCAAUGUGAAGGAGCUUUCGCUGGAAGUGGAGGCGUUCUGUGUGGAGUUUGGGCGCAUCCGCGAGGCCGCCGGCCUGUUCCGGCUCCUCAAGCAGAUGGAGGUGUGCGACACGCAAGCGCCCCUCGGCGCCAGAGCCUCCCCGCCGCAACCGUCGUCGCCCAAAGAGUGACUCAAGACU
Phlebotomus argentipes is the source of this 1541-nucleotide messenger RNA. It is a transcript of the gene Not11, whose product is annotated as CCR4-NOT transcription complex subunit 11. Gene Ontology annotation, biological process: negative regulation of translation; mRNA catabolic process. Bases 213 to 1532 code for a protein of 439 amino acids. The transcript has 3 exons. NCBI's taxonomy places the organism in Eukaryota, Metazoa, Arthropoda, Insecta, Diptera, Psychodidae. The record is from RefSeq and is a predicted model, not a curated record. Gene Ontology annotation, cellular component: CCR4-NOT complex.